AAGGCAACGUCGCCGCCUGCAAAGCCUGCAGAAGCAUGCAAGAGUGCUUGCGACGCCAUACGCCGUGCGGGUCGCCCCACAGCGAGCGUCGACGACGACGAGCAAGGCCCGGCACCGGGAGCGAGGGCUGAGCGCAAGACGGGGCUUUUUCUUCCGGGCGAGGCGGGACGAGCGAGGGGCACUUGCGCUGCGGCGCCUGCGCGAGGCUGCGUCUGGGACGAGCAAACAAAGGCCUGCGGCUGAACACGAGGGCCCACGCCAGCUCUCCUGCGCCGCAUGGGCUGCACUGCACACUGCUGUCCUGCGGGAGCCAUCUUGCCCAGAGGCUGCACGCUGCUGCCGUGCCCGAGCCGUCGCCGGCGUGCUGCUGCCAUGGAGCUGGCGAAACGAUGGGCGGGCACCAGAGCGGAGACAGCACGCGCUCUCCGCUGCAGGUCAGGUCUCACCCGGCGCUCGGCGCCGGCGACGCGCCUGCGCGCGCGCGGCCACGCCCAGAGCGCAGGCAGCGAGGUCCAGCCUCUCGCACGAGCGCCGAUCGCCGAGACUGCCCAUCGGGCCUCCUGGCAUGGCAUCCAGCCCCGGUCCCCCUUGACGGAUGCAAGUGGUCCCAUCGGCUGUGAAAGGAGACGCUCGUCCAGCUCACGUGAGGAGACAGAACCAUCGAGGGCCCUCACGUGCGGCACUCAGCAGCAGCCCGUCGGGAGGCGCACGAGAUGCAUCUUGCUGCCGAUCCCGCGGGCUGAGCCGUGGGCGUGGCGUUUCCCUGGAGAGGUGGGGCGCCGGAUGCGACUUGCGAACGCCUUUCUGCAGUCCUUGCCGCGCCACGUCCCUCAUGCCUCUUGCGCUUUGCUCCUCACACACACGAGGCUGUGUUCACUUCUUUUUGCUGUGCUCGAGCACAGCCAGGGCAAGCGGCGGCGUAUUUGGGCUGCGUAUGCAGAACAAAGAACGACGGCGAUGGCGUCACGUCUCCCCACAUCUUGAGGAGCAGAGCAGCAUGAAGAGCGUGCCUCGGGUGCGAUCGACCGAUGGCCC
Messenger RNA from Tilletiopsis washingtonensis, 1035 nucleotides. RefSeq lists its product as hypothetical. The coding region runs from base 277 to 984 and encodes 235 amino acids. Lineage: Eukaryota; Fungi; Basidiomycota; Exobasidiomycetes; Entylomatales. The record is from RefSeq and is a predicted model, not a curated record. The transcript has a single exon.